This is a messenger RNA of Drosophila obscura, 1260 nucleotides long. RefSeq names its product SAP30-binding protein. Gene Ontology annotation, cellular component: nucleus. The coding region runs from base 137 to 1087 and encodes 316 amino acids. The record is from RefSeq and is a predicted model, not a curated record. NCBI's taxonomy places the organism in Eukaryota, Metazoa, Arthropoda, Insecta, Diptera, Drosophilidae. Gene Ontology annotation, biological process: regulation of DNA-templated transcription. The transcript is spliced from 3 exons.
AGUACUAAGAAAUAACAAAAACGGAAUACUUCAGCCCUGGCUUGCGACGCAAAAUAAAGAAAUUUACUGCUUUUAACUAAAAUUGCUAAGAUAAAACCAUAAAUCCAGCAGAACCAGUCACUGCAAUCCCGCAAUCAUGGCCGCCCUGGCCAGCUUGACCGCACAGUACACGGACUCCGAGAACGAAGGCGAUGCCAGUCCGGACUCCCAAAACUCGACAGCGUCUCAGGUGAUCAUACCCAAGCGUCCAUCGCCCACGCCAGUCAAGGAGGAGACGAGGCCCAAAAAGUCCAAGAAGAAGAUGAAGCGCGCCAAGAAGGUUCGGCGUCUGGUGAGCUACCAGGACGACACACUGAUUUCCGACGAGGAGGAGGACCGCGCCCAAGAGCUCAGCGAGGAGGAGUCCAGCAGCGACAGCGAUAACUCCGCGGGUGAAAGCGAUGGUGCCAAGGCCACGAGCAGCGCCAAGGGUGAGGGGGAAGGUGAGGGUGCAGCCAUGGAGAUUGACGACGACUCCAAUGCCUACCAGCCCGAUGAGCGCACGGCGGAGAGCUACGAGAAGGAUCCAAAGUAUGCCAAAUACAAAUUCCAGCUGCCGCCAGAGCCCAAGGGAAAGCCGUCGCCGGAGCUGGUGUGCAAGAUAACCAAAAUGUACACGAAAAUGCGACAGACCAACAUGGACAUGAAUCGGGUCAUACAGGACCGCAAGGAGUUCCGCAAUCCCAGCAUCUACGACAAGCUGAUCAGCUUCUGCGACAUCAAUGAGUUCGGCACCAACUAUCCGCCCGAGAUCUACGAUCCGCUGCGGUGGGGCGAGGAGUCCUAUUACGAGGCCCUGUCGGCGGUGCAGAAAACGGAGAUGGUCAAGCGGCAGAAGGAUCGCAAGGAUGUGGACAAGGUGGAGCAGGCCACGGCGCUGGCACGCAAGGUAGAGGAGGAGGCCAAAAAGCGCAAAUCCAAGUGGGAUCAGCCGGCGUCUUCGUCCACCGUUAAGCAAACGCUGCCUGCUCUGACCACCACAGUGACGGGCACCAAGGGCACGGUCAUAUCUGCUUUCGGCUCUCUACCCAAGAAGCCAGCGGCUUAGUUCUUUAGCUUCUACACCUAGUAUGUUUCAUUAUUUCCGUCUAUAAAAGAAAAUAUAUGUAAGAUGGAUGCGUUAAAUGUUAAAUGAAGGUGACGACUAUUCAACUAAGAUGACUGAUGCAAGUGAUAGAUAUGGUCGUCAAUUGUUGUUUGUAAUUAAAGAGGAAAGAUCCG